AUGGCCCGAACCAAGCAAACCGCCCGCAAGUCCACUGGAGGAAAGGCUCCCCGCAAGCAGCUGGCCACCAAAGCUGCCCGCAAGAGCGCCCCUGCCACUGGAGGUGUCAAGAAGCCCCACCGUUACCGCCCUGGAACUGUUGCUCUCCGCGAGAUCCGUCGCUACCAAAAGAGCACCGACCUCCUCAUCCGCAAGCUUCCCUUCCAACGUCUUGUGCGUGAGAUUGCCCAAGAUUACAAGAAUGAUCUUCGAUUCCAAGGAUCGGCGGUUCUGGCUCUUCAGGAGGCUGCUGAAGCCUACUUGGUUGGAUUGUUUGAAGAUACCAACCUUUGUGCCAUCCAUGCCAAGCGUGUCACGAUCAUGCCCAAGGAUAUCCAGCUGGCCCGCCGCAUCCGCGGUGAGCGCACCUAA
Molecule: messenger RNA, 411 nt
Organism: Seminavis robusta
Lineage: Eukaryota; Bacillariophyta; Bacillariophyceae; Naviculales; Naviculaceae
Source: the annotation of a GenBank genome assembly